Camellia sinensis is the source of this 467-nucleotide messenger RNA. NCBI's taxonomy places the organism in Eukaryota, Viridiplantae, Streptophyta, Magnoliopsida, Ericales, Theaceae. The record is from RefSeq and is a predicted model, not a curated record.
CUCUCUAUCACACAAUUCAUAUAUAUUGGGUAUAUUUGGGUGGGGACUUUCUGUGGGUAUUUUAAUUUUUGGCCAGGGUUUACUUAUGCUUUUACUUGACUUUGUUGAAGGAAAGUCUCAUUCCAGUGGUAGAUGAAAGCAGAGAGAGAUACAAGACAGAGGUGAAGGAAUGGAUGUAUGCCAAAAUGGGGUGGACUGCAACAAAGAGCUCUGGCCAAUUGAGCAUCCUGUUGAGCCUCCGGAUGAAGAUCAACCUGUCAAAUGCCCAAUGCCACACACUUCACUUGUAAACGAGUGGUUUUCUGAUAGCAUGAGGAAGAGAACAGAUAUAUCAGCAGUGAUGAACGAAGAAGGAAUGAUGGUGGUGGCUGCAGAGCCUCCUGCUCAAGCAGUGCGCAAGAGGCACCACACAAGUACUCACGAGGAUCGUCAUACAUUAACUCCUUUAUUGAGAAUGCCACCACUCC